UGUCUACUCCGGGAGGACUCGUGCUUUUCAGGAAGCGUUUGGAACGACUCCGCCGUGCCGGAUAGGAAACUACAUUACCCAUGGGGCUCAGAGCCUGAGUGCCAUGGAGAAGCGUGUGGCGCUUCUGGAGAAGAGGAUCCGUGACAACUUGGAGCAUCUGGGAUUUGAGGUGCAUCCUUUUAAGGUAGGUUGGUACAAUGCAGUCCUUCCUCCAGCUUUUCAUUUGCCAUACUCAGAUAACAAUCUGGCAUUUGUGGUACUCAGCAUCCCUGCCAUGUUUGACAAAGCCUUCAGACCUUUCCUGAAGAAUCAACUGCUGGGAAAGAUUCAUGAUCCCGUGGACCAGUGCAUUGCCCAUCACCUCUCAUUGGUUAGGGAGAGCCUUGCUGACCAGCAGGUGGAUAUCAUGUAUGAUUAUGAGAUGCUCCCCAAUCGGAAGCCCAGGUUCUUGGCCCAGACAGCAGCACAUGUGGCUGGUGCUGCAUACUACUACCAGAGGAAAGAUGUGCAGCAAGAUCCCUGGGGAGAGAAGAAGAUUUAUGGUGUCUGCAUUCAUCCAUGUUUUGGAGGCUGGUUUGCCAUCCGGGCUCUCCUGCUUUUCCCAGAUGUUGAAGUGUCCUACAUGCAGCAGAAUUCCCCUACUGAUUGUGUGAGAACAGAAGAAAAGAAAAUAGAACUGCUGGAUAAGUUUAAUUUCCACUGGCGGGACUGGAGCUACCGGGACAUUAUUGAAGUGAAGGAAAAGUACUCAGAGGAGCAGAAAAUGUACUUUGCAACUCCUCCAGCUGAACGAUUAAAAGUGCUGGGGCUUCAAGAAGGAUGGCAGAAGAACGCAAUGCACCGAGUAGCUGUUUUUCACUGUGCACAAGGGACAUGUGGCCUACAUCAUUGUGCCCACUGUUGUAAAGAUGGACCGUGCCAGCAUCUUGAUGAUUCAGUUUGGCAACCUGACUCUCAGUUGUAGGAGUAUUGCAUUCUAGAAUUGGGUCAAGCUUCUUCAUGUUAUAAUAUAGGCUCUUUGUGUUACAAUAUAGGUUAGAAAUUGGUUGUGAAGUCCUGCUAGCUUGCUCUCAGGUAGGCAGAAGUGUCUUACACUAGAGACUUGUAAAUCUGUAUUUGGAAACACUAGGUUUUAAGUAAGUUUAUUCAGUACAGUCUGCAGACCCAAACAAAAAAAAUGCAGUAUACAAAUUACAGAAAUAUACCAGCACAUACCAUAAGCACACACAGCAGAACCAAUUUCAGUACUCUCAUAGAUCUGUGUUAAUAUGUUCAUGAGUUCUCAAUGAGAACUUAGGAACCAUUAGUGAUAUCCUUGGAUUUUACCCUCUAAUAAAAACUUCACAUAAAAUUGAGAUGACUGACUGGGAGCAUACUUCAGCAAGGGAUAAAUAAGCUGGUGUUGCCACAACCUGAAGGAAUCGCAACACAGAAGAAUAUGCUCUACUGUAUCAAUAUCCUUUUUGCAGCAGAGACUUAGUCUAGAGGUGUAAGGGAUGCCACAGAGCAUUUCAGAGGGUAAUACAUUUGAUCUGGCCUUAGUAAAGAGGAUGUGAUACUUAGGGGGCUUGAUUUUGAAUUCAAGUAUCAUGUUAUUUUUAAGACAGGUCCGAGGACUUAAUUUUUUUACUUUAAAAAGUGAGGGGGUGGGGUUUAUUUUAUGACUGAUAGCUGAAAUUACCUAGUCCUUUUCAUGGAGUAAAAAAUCAGGUACUACCUCCACUAUUGUGUAUCCAUGAAGAUUCUGUGAUUGUGAAACCCUUUCGUUUUCUUCUAUUAGUCUCCACGCCACCACCUUUCUAUUCUUGUACAAAGCACUGAUGGUACUGUCCAACUCAAAUAAACAAAGUACAACUGAA
Sphaerodactylus townsendi is the source of this 1859-nucleotide messenger RNA. RefSeq names its product metabolism of cobalamin associated C (gene MMACHC). Gene Ontology annotation, cellular component: cytoplasm. Lineage: Eukaryota; Metazoa; Chordata; Lepidosauria; Squamata; Sphaerodactylidae. The transcript is spliced from 4 exons. The coding region runs from base 104 to 964 and encodes 286 amino acids. The record is from RefSeq and is a predicted model, not a curated record. Gene Ontology annotation, biological process: cobalamin metabolic process. Gene Ontology annotation, molecular function: FAD binding; cyanocobalamin reductase (cyanide-eliminating) (NADP+) activity; demethylase activity.